GUUCUUGAUACUAGUUUGUUAAGAAAUGGAAUAGAAACAUGGCUUAAAAGUGAAGAUCUUAUUAAACAACGCUAUAAAACGUUGACAUUAGCAUAUACAAUUAUGAUGGAAUCUUUGAUUACAAUGUUUCUUCGAAGAAGUGAAAUCUUAAGAGUUAUUGAUCAAUAA
Molecule: messenger RNA, 168 nt
Organism: Dentiscutata heterogama
Lineage: Eukaryota; Fungi; Glomeromycota; Glomeromycetes; Diversisporales; Gigasporaceae
Source: the annotation of a GenBank genome assembly